Molecule: messenger RNA, 459 nt
Organism: Mucor mucedo
Lineage: Eukaryota; Fungi; Mucoromycota; Mucoromycetes; Mucorales; Mucoraceae
Exons: 2
Coding region: 1-459 (152 amino acids)
Source: RefSeq, a predicted model, not a curated record
AUGAACAAUAACGAAAUAUAUUUUUCUAACGAACAAAGCAACAUGAUCGCAGAAUUGUUCUGUACCGGUGAAUUUGGAAGGGGACUGGAUCAGUCAACUGGUCUGGAGUUGCCACUGUUGGAUAUACCUACAGUGGUUGACCCAGGCCAGUUGGCUGAGACAGUCAUUCCUGCUCUGCCGGUUACCCAUACCCUUGCACCCACUGAAGUAAGGACAACAACAAGUACAGCCACAACCUCCUCAGCAUCAGCCUCCGUAAGAGCAGUAGCAGCUGCAUCACUAGCCGCGGCAGCAACAACAACUACCACCAUAAAUAAAAGAAAGUCGUCUUCUUCUGUCUCUUUGGAGGCCCAACGCAACAAGAAACAGAAAAAUCAUAUAGAAUCAGAAGAUAAACAGUACUUAAUAUGGAUAUUGGUCGAUGUAUUGUAUUGUUUGCUGUCCCAUGCCAAUGUCUAA